Dinoponera quadriceps is the source of this 537-nucleotide messenger RNA. RefSeq names its product homer protein homolog 2-like. Lineage: Eukaryota; Metazoa; Arthropoda; Insecta; Hymenoptera; Formicidae. The record is from RefSeq and is a predicted model, not a curated record. The transcript is spliced from 3 exons. Gene Ontology annotation, biological process: regulation of store-operated calcium entry; G protein-coupled glutamate receptor signaling pathway. Bases 1 to 537 code for a protein of 178 amino acids. Gene Ontology annotation, cellular component: plasma membrane; dendrite; cytoplasm. Gene Ontology annotation, molecular function: G protein-coupled glutamate receptor binding.
AUGCAACUCAAGUAUGAGAACGAUAGGCUGAAACUCGCUCUAGCUCAAAGCUCUGCUAACGCAAAGAAAUGGGAGGUUGAGUUAACUACUCUCAAAACCAGCAAUGCAAGAUUAACGAGCGCGUUACAAGAAUCCACAGCUAAUGUAGACGAAUGGAAGAGGCAGCUGCAAUCGUACAAAGAAGAAAACGCCAGGAUAAAAGCCAAGUAUGCUGAUUUGGAAGCUGGGAAAAUUGCAGAAGGAAACAGCGAAGCUCUAAGAUUGAGAGUCGAAGCAUUGGAGAGUGAGUUGAGAACGCGAAAUGAAGAAAUCAAAGCUCUUACGAUGGCCAAUAAAAAUAAGGAUUUUGUGGCUCUGCAAAAGGAGAAUGGAGAACUUCGCGAUAUGUUGAAUGUAGUUCACGAACAAUUAGAAAUUGCAAUGAGUGCGAAUAAGGUCCAAAAGCAAAAUUUGGAAACGUUAAACGCCAGAUUAGAUGGCUUCAUACAGGGUUUGGUAACUAUACAUCGAGAAAUUACGCAUACAUUGCAAACCUAA